This is a messenger RNA of Etheostoma spectabile (orangethroat darter), 2088 nucleotides long. RefSeq names its product Kruppel like factor 4 (gene klf4). NCBI's taxonomy places the organism in Eukaryota, Metazoa, Chordata, Actinopteri, Perciformes, Percidae. Bases 274 to 1626 code for a protein of 450 amino acids. The transcript has 5 exons. Gene Ontology annotation, biological process: regulation of transcription by RNA polymerase II. Gene Ontology annotation, molecular function: DNA-binding transcription factor activity, RNA polymerase II-specific; RNA polymerase II cis-regulatory region sequence-specific DNA binding. The record is from RefSeq and is a predicted model, not a curated record.
GUUUUCUCAGUUCAGGCUGCCGGUCCCUGUAUGGCUACAGGCGCAAGGGGUUCCCCCGUACGUCGCCUCUCAGUCUUCCCUUUCAAAAUUGCUUUAACGUUAAAAAUUCAAACCUGCCUGGCUGCUUCUACCCGGCGCGCCCAUCAGUGGCAGCAUGUACUGGAAUAUAGUAUAGCGCGCGACGCGGAGCAGAAACUUUCCCCGGGAUACUGAGCCCAGCGCAGUCACGCACCGAAGAGCAGCCGAAAGGACUCCACACACCGAUUCUCAUAGAUGAGGCAACCUCCAAAUGACGUCGAGAUGGCUUUAGGUGGGACUCUUCUGCCAUCCAUAUCCACGUUCGCCAGCGGACCCACUGUCAAGAGUAAAUCCAUAGGAAGUGCCAAUUUAAGAUGGAAGGAGGAGUUGUCCCAUCUUAAGAAACCCAGUGUGCCAACCGGAAGCAGCUGCUCUGACCCAGACCAUCCCACUGCAACCAGCACAACAAGCCCCAGCAUGUCCAAGAAAGACACAGAGCCGGACUUGGACUUGGACUACGACUUCAUUCUUUCUAACUCCAUUCUGCAGCAGCAGCUGCAGCAGCAGCAGCAGCAGCAGCAGCAGCAGCAGGAGGAGGAGGCCAUGGCAUGCAUCUCUGGUCAGACCCUGUCUCCUUCCCCCAGGUCAUUCUCCUCAUCUUACCCUCUCCCCUCCCCUCAGGGCACUGGCAGUGAGCUCCUCUAUACCAUCCCAGAUAUCAGUGACGUCUCGCCCUCUGGAGGUUUUGUGGCAGAGCUCAUGAGACCUGAGUUGGACCCGGCAUACCUCCACCCCACCAGCCUCCACGGCAAGUUUGUGGUAAAGACCACAAUGGACAUGGGAGAAUACAGCCUAGGCGUGAACGUAAGCAAGGCUUGCGUUACUGCUGUGUCAGACCCAACUCCUUCACGUGCGUCACCGUCCUUUGCAUGCCACAGGAUAAAGCAGGAGAACCCCAGUAACUGCACCAUCUCACAGCCCAUGGACCUACACCAGGCUGGGGUAAACUCCCAGGGCCGAGGGGGCCAGCAGCAGCGCCCAUGUCAGUUAGAGCUACAUUGCUUCCCUGUUGGAGGGAGAUCCAUGACAGGCGGCAGGUUAUCCUCAUCCUCUUCCCUCUCCCCAGACCAUCCUCUGAGCCGGGAUCACCAGGUUCUGGGACACCCCCACUCUCAGAUCCCUCUAGCUCCCCAGGGAUACCACCAUAGCUCCCCGCAGGGCUACACUUCCUACCCUCAGCCAUCCUCUCUGCAGUACCAAGAGCCCCUCAUGAUCUCCAGUGAGGACUGCUUGUCGGAGGAACCAAAGCCUAAACGUGGUAGGCGCUCCUGGCCCAGGAAGAGAGUUGCCACACACACGUGUGACUAUGUUGGCUGUGGGAAAACAUACACAAAGAGCUCCCACCUCAAAGCACAUCACCGCACGCACACAGGGGAGAAGCCUUACCACUGCGACUGGGAGGGCUGCGGUUGGAAGUUUGCACGUUCGGACGAGCUCACACGCCACUACAGGAAACACACCGGCCACCGGCCAUUUCAGUGUCAGAAAUGUGACCGGGCCUUCUCGAGGUCAGACCACCUUGCUCUCCACAUGAAGAGACACUUAUGAGACUUGGCGAUGGAUGAAGGCUCCAGAGGGGAAAAAACAAAAACCUAUGUUAACAAGAACCCUGAACAAACUGAAAUACACUUUUUAGAACCAUAAUUUGCCUUCAAGCCGUUGUCAAGCAACAAGACAAGCUGUGGUGUUCACGGCAAAAACAGCGUUACUCCCUCAAGAGCCUAGAAUUUCUCUCAAUCCCGUCUUUGCACACUGUGCAGGUGACUUGAAAAGACCAGGGUUGUAAACUUUUAUGAAAGGGACCAAACUGGAAUUUGUCUUAUUUAACUGACAAAACUUGGAGGACCAGGUGCCAACAACUUUUAACUGGAAAUGUAUUUUUGUCAGGGAAACCAGGAGCAACAGACAUCUCCAGAGGCCUUACACCAGCAACAUGCCAAUAUAGGCUCGGUUAUCAUCUAUACACUGUUCAAAAUACUGUAUUAGUAAAUACAUCUAUAUUUAUAUACA